Ostreococcus lucimarinus CCE9901 is the source of this 948-nucleotide messenger RNA. Its product is annotated as MC family transporter: uncoupling protein. Bases 1 to 948 code for a protein of 315 amino acids. NCBI's taxonomy places the organism in Eukaryota, Viridiplantae, Chlorophyta, Mamiellophyceae, Mamiellales, Bathycoccaceae. The transcript has a single exon. Gene Ontology annotation, molecular function: oxidative phosphorylation uncoupler activity. The record is from RefSeq and is a predicted model, not a curated record. Gene Ontology annotation, biological process: mitochondrial transport; mitochondrial transmembrane transport. Gene Ontology annotation, cellular component: mitochondrial membrane.
AUGGCGCGCGAGGGCGACGCGACGGCGACGAGAACGAAAACGAAAACGCCGCUCGUGAAUCCCUUCCUCGGCGGCCUCGCCGCGAGCGCGUUCUCGGCGUCGUUCGCGGAGUUUUGCACGAUUCCUCUCGACACGGUCAAGGUGCGACUGCAGCUGCGAGGCGCGAGCGCGACGGCGACGGCGACGACGCGCGGCCGGGGCGCUGGGAUGCUCGGAACGAUGCGCGCGGUGGCGGCGGAGGAGGGGAUCGGGGCGCUGUGGAAAGGAAUCACCCCGGGGAUCCAUCGCCAGGUGCUGUUCGGCGGCUUGCGCAUCGGGUUGUACGAACCCGUGAAGACGUUUUACGUCGGCGAGGAACACGUGGGGGACGUGCCCUUGCACCUGAAAAUCGCGGCGGGGCUCACGACGGGUGGGAUUGGGAUAAUGGUGGCGUCGCCGACGGAUUUGGUCAAGGUUCGCAUGCAAGCGGAGGGAAAACUCGCGCCGGGGACGCCGAAAAAGUAUCCAAGCGCAGUCGGGGCGUACGGCGUCAUCGUCAGGCAAGAGGGCCUCGCCGCGCUGUGGACGGGAUUGACGCCCAACAUCAUGCGUAACUCGAUUGUUAAUGCCGCCGAGCUCGCGUCGUACGAUCAGUUCAAGCAAAGUUUCUUGGGCGUGGGGAUGAAGGACGACGUCGUCACGCACAUCGCCUCGGCGUUGGGCGCGGGAUUCGUCGCGUGCUGCGUCGGGAGCCCGGUGGACGUGGUUAAAUCGCGAGUGAUGGGAGAUAGCACGGGUAAGUACAAAGGUUUCGUCGAUUGCGUCACGAAGACGCUCGCAAACGAGGGUCCGAUGGCGUUCUACGGUGGGUUCUUACCCAACUUUGCCAGACUCGGGGGCUGGAACGUGUGCAUGUUUCUGACGCUCGAGCAAGUGCGCAAAUUGAUGCGCGACAACAACAUCAUGUGA